Molecule: messenger RNA, 1820 nt
Organism: Mangifera indica (mango)
Lineage: Eukaryota; Viridiplantae; Streptophyta; Magnoliopsida; Sapindales; Anacardiaceae
Product: berberine bridge enzyme-like 21
Exons: 1
Coding region: 32-1639 (535 amino acids)
Molecular function (GO): FAD binding; oxidoreductase activity
Source: RefSeq, a predicted model, not a curated record
CCUUUUUGCACAGCACAAGAAAUCAAAAAACAUGGAGAAAACGACAACGUUUCUUUCUCCUGCUUUCCUUGUUCUUCUCUUGUUACAAUUUCUCAAUUUUUCCCUCACAUGGUGUUCUUCGGAUUCAGUCGACCAAACUUUUCUCCAAUGCUUAGAAAAGCAAACAAAUUCCACAGACGAACUCUCGAAGAUAGUUUACACCCAAACAAAUCCCUCCUACACUUCAGUUUUACAGGCGUAUAUACGAAACGCCCGUUUCAAUGACUCCGAAACGUUGAAGCCUUUGAUCAUCGUUACUCCAUUAGAAGAAUCUCAUGUCCAAGCCGCGGUGAUUUGCUCUAAACAAAUUGGAUAUCAGCUUAAAAUCCGCAGUGGCGGCCAUGACUAUGAGGGGAUUUCUUAUAUUUCUGAAAAUCCGUUCUUUAUUCUCGACAUGUUUAAUUUACGGUUAAUUAAUAUUGACAUGGAUGACGAGUCUGCGUGGAUCGGAGCAGGCGCAACUUUGGGUGAAGUUUAUUUCAGGAUUUGGGAGAAAAGUAAAGUUCAUGGCUUUCCAGCCGGCCUUUGCUCCACUGUGGGCGUUGGUGGGCAUUUGAGCGGCGGAGGUUACGGAAACAUGCUGCGAAAGUAUGGUUUAUCAACUGAUAAUGUUGUUGAUGCUAAAAUUGUUGACGUCAAGGGGAGAAUUCUUGAUCGUGAAGCGAUGGGAGAGGAUCUAUUUUGGGCUCUUCGGGGGGGCGGCGGAGCGAGUUUUGGCGUUGUGUUAUCGUACAAGAUCAAAUUGGUUCCGGUUCCGGAGACAGUAACUGUUUUCAGAGUUGAGAGGCUUCUGGCAGAGAAUGCGACGGAUGUGGCUUAUAAAUGGCAGCUGGUGGCGCCGACGACGGAUAAAAAUUUGUUCUUGCGAAUGCUUUUGCAGCCCGUGACGAGGAACAAGACACUGACAAUCAGAGCAUCGAUUUUGGCCAUGUAUUUAGGUGGGGCCGAUGGCCUUGUGUCUCUUUUGGCUAAGGAUUUUCCUGAAUUGGGGCUGAAGAAAGAAAAUUGUAUGGAGAUGAGCUGGAUUGAUUCGGUUCUUUGGUGGGCUGGUUUCGAUAAUGGGAGUAAACCUGAUGUGUUGCUUGAUAGAAAUCUCAACCAGGCGAAUUUCUUGAAGAGAAAAUCAGACUAUGUUCAGAAACCGAUUCCGAAAUUUUCCCUGAAUUUGCUAUGGAAAACAAUGAUGGAAUUAGGAAAAAUUGGGCUGGUUUUCAAUCCUUAUGGUGGGAGAAUGGACGAAAUUCCUUCUUCAGAGACGGCCAUGCCACAUAGAGCUGGGAACUUAUACAAAAUACAGUACUCGGUGAAUUGGGAUGAGGCCAGUGUUGAGCUUGAGAAGAACUACACAUCUCAGGCCACAAGUCUUUACAGUUUCAUGACUCCAUUUGUGUCAAAAGAUCCGAGAAGUGCUUACUUGAACUACAGAGAUCUUGAUAUUGGAGUUAACCAUCAUGGUAAAGAUAGUUACAGUGAAGGUGAAGUCUACGGGAUGAAGUAUUUCAACGGGAAUUAUGAAAGAUUGGUGAAAGUGAAGACAACGUUUGAUCCUGAAAACUUCUUCAGAAAUGAGCAGAGCAUCCCUCCUAAAUCUGCCAUGUAAGGAAUUGAAAAGUCAUUCAGCUAUUUUGAUUUAAUUUUCUUGUUAAAGAGGCCUAAAAAUUAGUGGUUUAGUUUUGUAUGACAUUUAUGGAAGUUAUACAUUUUUUUUUCUUUUUAAAUAGUAUUUGUAGCAUGUGAUUUUACUAUUGGGUCGAUGGUAAUAAAAAAAAAUUUUCCCUUAA